Molecule: messenger RNA, 685 nt
Organism: Cavia porcellus (domestic guinea pig)
Lineage: Eukaryota; Metazoa; Chordata; Mammalia; Rodentia; Caviidae
Product: C-C motif chemokine 15-like
Exons: 4
Coding region: 174-539 (121 amino acids)
Biological process (GO): immune response; eosinophil chemotaxis
Cellular component (GO): extracellular region
Molecular function (GO): chemokine activity
Source: RefSeq, a predicted model, not a curated record
UUCCCUCUUUUGGAAAGAGAGGGUUGAUUAGUAUAUAGCCGAAGAGUAGCACAUUGACCUCUUCCCUAUGACUUCCUGAUCUUCAUCUUAUAAAUACUAAGGUAAGACAAGAAGUCAGAGAGCAGGGAGACCAAGAUUCCUCAAACCAGCUCUGCCUGCCCACAGUAAGAAUAAUGAUCUGCAUGGCUGCCCUCUCCUUCCUCAUCAUUGCUGCUGCCCUUGGGUCCCAGGCUAGCAUCAUACAUGAUUCAAAGAUUAGAGAACACUUGAAAUUGGACGAUGACUUUAGACCAGUACUUCACGGCUUUCACCAACCUGCUGACUGCUGCUUCUCCUAUACUUCACGAAAGAUCCAGUGUAGACUCAUGGAAGAUUAUUUUAGGACAAGUAGUGGGUGCCCCCGGCCAGGAGUCAUCUUCCUCACCAAAAAGGGACAACUUGUCUGUGCUGAUCCUAGUGACAGGAGAGUUCAGGACUGCAUCAGAAACUUGACCCCAACCUCAUUGCCUGAGAUCCUGGACACACUAAAACUUGCCUAGGAAAUAAGAUAAAAAUUACCAGGCACCAGACCUUCAGCUUUCUUGACACAAAUACUUUCUGGAUGUUUCUUGGCUUGAAUUGUUUUUUUAAAAAACAACACUGUCUCUUCUUUUAAAAAUGGAUUAAUAAACAGUACCUGUCUGGA